AUGCUUCUCGAUAUCGAGGAAGGGCAGUCGAAUUGGUGUCGAUACAUCUUUAAAUUUACAGUAGAUCUUCAAUAUGUUGCUAAGAUUGAAGGUCCGAAAUGGAUGAGGGACGAGACAGUGAUCAGUGAGCGCCUCAGUAUCGCUCACACAGACUACAUGUACCUUUGUGUUUGUGGAGAGAUAUUCUCGUCAUUGUACGAGCUCACUCCAGUCGGACAGUGGACAGAGUUACAAUACCGGCUUUCUGAGAGCUACACCGAUAUGCUCGCAUUCGCCGUCAUUGGUCCUAUUACUCAAAUACUGGUCGUAGAACAGGCAACAAAAACACCGUGCUGA
This is a messenger RNA of Ostertagia ostertagi, 336 nucleotides long. NCBI's taxonomy places the organism in Eukaryota, Metazoa, Nematoda, Chromadorea, Rhabditida, Trichostrongylidae. The record is from the annotation of a GenBank genome assembly.